AGCAGAAAAUUGUAGGUUGUUGUUCUGUCAAGCUACGAGAGUAGAGCUUUUUCAGUAUUUUUGAUUACUUAACGAAAAGUAUAACUGAAAUUUGUACCCCUACGAUAAAAUUAUUGUGCAGUGAACGUGUUUUAAUUAUUUUUGUUUUAUCUGCAAACAUUCGCUUUUAAAUUUUAGUGAAAUAAGUAGUGUUGAGUAACAAUCAACCUACGUUAAAUUUUAUUAAAAGAAACGUAUCAUUUUAAACACUUCAGCCUUUAAGGAAACUAAAUACAGUACUGUAUUUCGUUAAAUGGGGCUAAAACCUUGUAUUUAAGGGACAAUUUUAUUUGUUACCACAAAUAGCUAAAGUUUUAAUAUUUAAAAUUAUCUAAUGGACUAUAGAUUCAAGAAUUUAUUGAAGUCACGAUGUGUUCAUUUCAAACUUCGAAAAUAUGUUUAUUAUGUUGGAAGUUAUAUCUUGAUUCCGUGAAGGAUCACACUUAAAUAAAAGGAACAUCUCUUCAAUCAAAAUCAAAGCAAUAUGGACCCAGAUCCUGAUGAAGGAAACAGUCCACAACAAACUAGACGAAAUAAUUCUAAACUAAAAGUGUUAGUACGUAGCCAUGCAAUGCGCGAAGAAACAUCGCCUCCUAGAGAUCCAGUUCAUGCACGUUUGGUGUCUCCUUCGAUUAAAGUUAUUUCAUCUCCUGCUACCACACCAAGUCAAUCUCCACCACUUCCGCAAACCAAAGCUUUGGUAGUUUUAAGUCCUCCUCUCCAUAUAGGAAAAGUGUCUUCAUGUACUUCAUCCAGCUCUACAUUGGUUUCUUCACCCAUGGGAAAUAAUUCUCCCAGUGAAAUUGUAUACGCUGUUGAAACUGUACUAAAUAAAUAUUCAGAAGGGGAAAUAAAAGAUGGUAAUGAAUAUUCGUUAGUAAAAGAGAACCAGGAUAAACUGCAGGAAAGUUUAAUUGUACAAGAAGAAAUUUCGCAUGAGAACAUUUUCGUCAACGAAACUAGUCAAGAUAGAUGUAGACAUGAAACAUGUAUUUGCAAUUGUCCAAACCAGAAAUGCUUAAAAUGUUUUGAAGUCGAAAAGCGGAAUAGUAACAUAAAUAACAAUGUAAUGAGUAAUCCUAAUACUUUGACUGUUACUAAAGCAACAAAAAUAGGAAAAUUUCGACAACAAAGCUCGUCUUCACAAGGUAGUUUUGAUGCUAUUUCUUCGUGUUCGUCUCGCUUAAGUAGAGAAAGUAGUUCAAAUCAAUACACCGAUACCACGGGUAUAGAUCUCGAUCAGUUCAUUGCUGAAACACUUAAUCGAAAUGCAAAGGAUCGUGCAUUUAUGUUGCGAAUAGAACAAGAGCUAGUCAAUUUUGCCAAAGAUAGAUUACAAACUCAUUUUAAAUUUCCUCAAAUGUCAAGUUAUCAUCGUAUGUUAGUUCAUCGAUGUGCUGCUUAUUUUGGAAUGGAUCAUAAUAUUGAAUCUUCGGGCAAAUGUGUAGUAGUGAAUAAAACGAAAAAUACUCGUAUACCAGAAGUAGAAUUUAAAGACCACAUUAGAGAGGACAUCGUUUUUUCUGAGGAACCUAGGCGAUCGAUUCUCAAAAGGGACUCGAACAGUAUGGACGAUUACGGAUUUAAGUCUCCUGACCGACAAUUUGGUUUAGAAAGUAGACGUAGUAAAAGUUUUGAAGAAAGGGAAGAAGAAUACGAAAAAGUUAGAAGAAGAAUAUUCAGCAAAGAGAUGCAAGAAUUUAGCUCCGCAGAAGAAUUCUAUUGGGCCGAUAUUCCUUGGUCUAGUAGCGAUAGCGAUUAUUCAUCCCGAUGUAAAUUAAUACCACCGGGUAAAAUACCAGGGCGUUUACUUAAGGUGCAGUCUGUUGAAACUGAGAGUGAAACUUCAAGACCAUGUGUUGCCAAAAGUUACAGUUUCGGUGGCUAUGCGGGAAUGUCAACGUUAACAAGAGGCGACAGUGUUGUAUCAACACAUAGUGCUGGUCCAAGACUUCUUACCAAGCAAGAUUCUGGAGCGAGCACUGUGUCGUGGAGAUUAAGUCCUUCUAGUUCAGGGUACAAAUCACAAUCUCAAUUAUCAGAAUCUGUAACACCUUCUCCAACAUCUACCCCAUAUCCUGCUGAUACAAUAAGAUCGGACGCAUGUGGUGCUAUGUCUCAUACUAAUAUUAAUGAGUCUUCAUCAUUAAACCAGUCUGAAGGUCAAGUUGUAUGGGCUGUAACUGAUAUACAGCAUGUUCCAAAAGGCAGCAUUAUAAUUAUUCCACAGACAGGGGAGCCUCUAAAGAAUAAAGAUGGAUCUAUAUAUCACUACGAUCCUAUGAAUCCACCUGCAGGAAUAAAUACCGUAUCAUGUAAACCUCCAGUUUCGCCGCAAAAGUCGCCAACUCAUAAAAUAUACAAAGAGAUCUCAUCACCCAAAAGGCGAUCAAGAUCAUCUCCUUUGAAGAAAUUCAACACUACUAACAGUUCUACGAGUCCGAGUUUACCUUUUACUCCGCCUCCUCAGCAUUGUGGAAAUGCAGCAUUUAGAGUUCCCAAUGAAGCAGGGAGUCUACCUUUUCAACAAUUUCCAAUAUUAGCUGGUGGAUACGGUUCUGUUACUGGUUCUGAGACCUCCAUAUGUCAGCAACCCUGUGUUAUAUAUGGAUCUUAUGGGACACCUUUACCGCAAAAUUUUGAAAACAGAAUAGAAUCUCAUGUGCAAGAGCCUUCUCUAGGAUAUUAUGUACAACUGAAUCUACCAGAAGUACCUCCUAACCAAUCCCCCCAGCUUGCAUAUCAGCAACAGUCUUUAUGGCCUCAACUCCCUCUCACUUGCUAUCAAAAUUCCACAUCGUCGAAUGUACUUGGACAACGUUUGGCCAUGUCACUACCUUCUGGCCAAGCAGGGCCUUGCUUGUCUUCGUCUUUUCCACAGAAUUAUGUUCCCCAGCACAUUGCUAACCUACCUCAGCAACCGUCUCAUAAUACAGAAUUUGUUCCAAUAUUCCCACAACAACAUAUACAUAUGGUGUAUCCGCAACAAACAAACCAACCUAGUCCUAUAAUUUAUCCCAAUCAGCCUAUUGUUUAUGCUCAGAACCCGCUGUAUCAUAAUGUCAUGGUUCCUGUACAAAAUAUUCCUUAUCCUCAAUGUACAUCUGCUUCAAGUAUACCUGCCAGUUCCAAUACCAUUUUCAAUCCCUCUCCUCCUGAUCAAGGGGGCGGUGCAAACAUAGGACAAAUCACUCAUGGCAUGAAUCAGCUAAAUGUUUUCCCAGGUCAGGCAGGCACAGGAGGCAGUUCAGCUCCUUUGCAAAUGGGUCAGUACGAUAUAAGAACUCAAAAAAAUGGAACGCCUAAAGGCAAUAAAUUUAGUAUCCCUAAAAAUUUUUCAACAUGCUCAAGUCAUGGUGGCAGUACUGGCACGAAUUCUCCAGCAACUACAGUUAUUGCAGGAGGCUACAGCGGUGGCCAAGGUCAAAGUCUUUAUCAGACUCCUCAAACGUCUCCCACACAAAAUGUACAGUUUUCGUACGCUUCGGGGUUUGUGCAAGCAGGUCUACACAAACAGGCACCUAACGUGUUUCCGACAACAUCGAGUAGAAGUAGCAGGUCUCCUACUCCCGCAGGUGAUAUUCCUCAUAAUGACAAGCAAAGAUUUUCUCUUCCGCCCACGUUGUACCAGGGUGUACCAUUUGUUCUACAAGAUCCCAGAAUAAUGUCGAAUAGGGUGCAAACUCCAAAUUACCGACAACCUCCUAGACAGCAGAGCUUUAAUCAAGUCUCUGAGAACUGUCAUAGGUUUCAAAAAAGUCGAAAGUUCAGAGGAAAUAAAAAUAUACCAACCAAUGGAAAAUAAAUUAAUACCCAAAUUGUCGGAAAGCAACCGUUUAUUUACAGUUUUUAGCCUGUAUGUUAGUGUGUAUUAAUGUGGUUGAAUGUUCCUUUAUUUAUAAUAUA
This is a messenger RNA of Agrilus planipennis (emerald ash borer), 3945 nucleotides long. RefSeq names its product cAMP-regulated phosphoprotein 21 (gene enc). Lineage: Eukaryota; Metazoa; Arthropoda; Insecta; Coleoptera; Buprestidae. Bases 524 to 3844 code for a protein of 1106 amino acids. The transcript is spliced from 15 exons. The record is from RefSeq and is a predicted model, not a curated record. Gene Ontology annotation, molecular function: nucleic acid binding.